Messenger RNA from Cuculus canorus (common cuckoo), 11609 nucleotides. RefSeq names its product MYC target 1 (gene MYCT1). Gene Ontology annotation, cellular component: nucleoplasm. The transcript has 2 exons. Lineage: Eukaryota; Metazoa; Chordata; Aves; Cuculiformes; Cuculidae. The record is from RefSeq and is a predicted model, not a curated record.
AUGUGGUGUUCCAAGAUAAGGCAAGCACUUGCUAAUUCGAGUCCACAAGCAGGAAACGUGAUACAUUCAUUUCCUUUCAAGCAAACAACAUAGUUCCCUGGCAGCACAAAAGCAUUGCUUCGACUGCUAAAUCACAAACAUUCAGAAAUCCAUUGCUCCUCUGUGGACGUACCAUUCUAUAUUUGUUAUUUGGAUGUUAUGGAUAGAAACAGUACUUACUCUCCAAUCACAUGGCCACCAAAGUUUUGGGAGCAGAUAACAAUAGCCUUCACAGUAUCCAUGGUGGUUGGACUAGUGAUAGGAGGGAUCAUCUGGGCAUUGUUCACUUGCUUGUCCCGUCGCAGAGCUAGUGCCCACAUUUCCCAAGGGACCUCCUCAGCUUUCAGCCGUCGGUCCAGACCCUCCUCCCCUGGCCACACUACCGGAAGGACUGGAUUUUACCGCAAUAGCAGCUGUGAACGUCGGAGCAACCUCAGCCUGGCCAGCCUCACCUUCCAGCGACAAGCCUCCUUGGAACAAGCUAACUCUUUCCCCAGGAAGUCAAGCUUCCGCGCGUCCACCUUCCACCCUUUCCUUCAGUGUCCCCCCCUCCCUGUGGAGACGAACAGUCAGCUGAUCACCCUCACUCCCACAAAUACCACCACAACCCUUGUGGGAAGCACCACUAACAGUUUAAGUCGACCUGAAUUCCACUGGUCUAACAACACCCUCCGCAUCUGCCACUCCACACAAACCCCUCCUCCUGCCUAUGAAACCAUCAUAAAAGCUUUCCCAGACUCUUGAGCUACGUCCUUGCUGCAAAUACACACAUGCAUUUUAGGAGGAACCUUAAUCGUCUCAACCAUUUUCUGUGCACAAUGAAGAUCUUCUGAAAAAUCUUUGGCUGCCAUUGCAGAGUGGACAUACAUUGCCAAAAGGUGGGAUGCAGCAGUUUCUUAGAGUGCAAUAUCCCACUGUCUAAGUGAUCAGUUGUCUUUGUACCACUGGCUCUAAUUUACUGUCCUGCCAUAUGCCUGCAUAAUUAUAGUGUUGCAUCUUUAAUUGUAACGAUUGUAUCAUUACUUUAGAGGAAAGAAAAUGCUACCACAUAAAAAACAGAUCAUCUAUAGAAGAAACAGAUCAUCUAUAGAAGAAACAGAUCAUGUUAGGGAUAACUGACACACACAUUUAAAAAAAAAAUAAAAAAACCCAAAGAAAUUCCAGGUUUACAUAUCACAUCCCAAGGAUGUUAAAUUUUCAGAGGACAGUUCCCAUCAAUCACAAUAACCUCAGACAGCUUUUGUUUGAGGAACCUCAGACGCAAACCUUGUAGGGGAUUUAAUGUCACAGUGCUGGCUGUGGUCAUAGGCAUCCUGUUCUGCUGAUUGUAGAGGGUCUUAAAAGACUUCACGUUUGGGCUACUUGUAUAGAAUUGCCUCCUCAGUAUGGGAAAAAAAAGCUGAAGUAUACCAAGCUUCAUGCAGUCUCAAACAUAUUAAACACAUGUAACAAAGAGUUUUCUGCCUGUAGCCAGCAGAGCAGGUGGUCUCAUUUUAAUACACAGUAAAGCUGUAUGGGAACAGAACUCCUCGUGUUUCAUUUUUCUAGUUCUGGUUAUCAAGAUAAGCAGCAUGAGAGACAACUAUUUUUUUUUAAUUAAGUUUCCUGUUUUGCUAUGGGAUUACUCAUUUCCUCAUUUCAAAUUGUAUUUCUCAAAUUGUACCAAUGUUUAAUUCUUCCUGGCAAGUUAUUAGCUGAAAUCGUGUCUUUCACUAAACCAAGAUUUUAGACAUCUACAGCUGAAUAAUGGGAUUGUAGAAUUAGUUGAAAUAUGAAUAUAAAUAUGGAAAAUUUAGUUGAGGUUAACAUACUGUUAUACGUGUAGCAUGUCAAGCUAACCCCUGGCUUAGCAGACACUAAUUACACUGAUGUGAGAAGUCCAGGAUCUGGAAACAGCUCAGGCAAAUGGGGACUGCUUUAAGACUUACUGUAUCAGUUUCCUGUUAAAUAUUUCAUCCUCAAAUAAAGGGUAAAGAAUUUCCACAAGUACAGGAGCAGUCCUACUCCUCGCUUCCAAAUAAGCUUUUUCAUCCUAAAAGGGCUUGACAACUACCAGCCACAGGACUCCUGGUUCUGACGGCGUUGAUCCCAUGCUUCUGUAGAGAGAACAAGUUCUCAGCUGUCUUCUGGGAGGAACAAAGAUUCAGCAUCUUUUAAGAACACGCAAAAUCCUUGACAUCUCACUUUCUGGGCUUUUGGAGACCGGUAGCAUGUAUCCCUUCGCUGAGCUCAGCACCCCUCCGGAAGCACUGGUGUUGAUCUCUUGACUGCAAUCUUCCAACCCAAUACCACAUCAUUUGCAAGUAUGUCUACAAACACUGAACUUACAAGUGUUAAAUAUUGUAAAUCACAAGUAUAAGGCAAAAUAUUUUGCAUGUAUUUACUGACUGGCUUUCAUUGUGUUAUUUUUAGUGUGCUAUGUUUUUCCUUCUAGAGGGAUAUAUGCCAUUGCUAGAAAACAACCCUUUACAGAGUUUACAGAGCAUUUCACUGCAGACACUAUGGGUUCUAGUACAUGGAGGACUUGCUGAUAAGACUGCAAAACUGCAUUUGGCUGUUCACAGGCUGUGGACUUAAAAUAAUAGUGUGCUGGAGAAAGAAAGUUGUGUUAUUUCAUUCAUUAAUAAUAUAUUUUUUUUUUUUCAUUUGGAGUCUUAUUGAGUCUAGUGAACUUUAUUGCAUGGACAAGUGCAUUCACUGUGUCCUAGCUCUAGAACAGGUGAUGCCACAUAUUCUAACACGCCUAUGAAAAACAGAAUUCAAGUCUGCCCCCUUGGCUUAUUGAGUUUGGUGGACUGAGAAGAUAACUUGGCCUACAGUGUGUACCCAGCUGGCCAAAAUUACUUGCUCCUUGAGAGUGGAAUCAUUUCAGAUAACUGAAUUUUUACUCCUGUAUUAUAAAUGCACAUUACAUUACAGUAGAACUUUCCAUAGCAGAUUGUCACUUGUAUUACACUAUAUUUAGUAAAAAAUGUAGAAACAGAAACUUAAAUGUACUGUAUAUUUUUCCUUCUAAAAGCUAUACUAGAUACCAAAGCAUUUUUUACUGUCCCCUGAAUAAGGGAAAUUACAAACACAGAUUGUUUGGUGCAUAAUCAGUAUGGCUAUCAGAUACACAACUACCAGUUUAAACAAUGUCUGAAAUUAAUAUUUUGCAAGCACUCGGGAAGCUUCAGAAUGUGAAAUAAAGUUAGAUGUUAUAAUAUUGAGCCCAUAUUUUUCCUUGAAGAUAAAUGUGUUGACUUGCAUAAAAGAUCCUUUAAAGGGAAGUGUAUCAUCUGUAAUUACGCAAGGCAAUACAGUUGGAAGUGAGAACGAAGAUCUAGUCCUUCCUCUGCUUCUGUGGGGAUACACCCCAAAGCUGAAGAUGUUACAUGAAAUCAGCGUCAGAAUUUGCCCCGUGAGGACACCUUCCAAGGAUUAAAAGUGAGAAUGUCUCUCACAAAUAACACAUUGGACAGGAUCAACACUCAAACUGAACUGCGAGAUUCAGGAAUCAUUGGGUGUUUGAUAUGCAAAUGAUUAUAUUAGCUCAUUGUAAUAUUUUCUAGCCUUUUAUUUGAAUUUUAAAAACUGGGGAGAAGAGCUGAAUUUAAAAAAUGCAUUACUACAGAUUUCAAGAUUUCAAAGCAUUCACAAGCAAUGAAUUAAGCUUCACAAUAAUUUUGCAUGUAAUAUGUUUUCACAAUGAGAGGCAGUGAUUAAAAGGGUGCUCUCACAAUCACACAGGGAAUGACAGGCAGUGGUUUGAUCAGCCUCCAGAUAUCCUGACACCUUGUCCCAAAGUGAGCAGAGCUACUACUGCUCUUCAUGAAGAGAAACACUAUUAGAUUAUUGUCUAUGUGCACAAAAACAAUUGCUCCAGUUCUGGUUUCAUAUAAAAGUAAAAACUAAACUAGGCAGCAUUCUGUCUGAGAAUAGUAAUGUUCCAGCGUAUUUACAAAAGUAGCUUGUGCUAUAUUCCUUGACCUUUCCCUACUGAUCGCCUCUUCAGACAGCUACUGAUCAUCAUACAGUAACACACUGAACACGCUGUAUCUCUGCCAAAUCAAAUUUUUAAAGUUCACUUGCAAUUUACCAUGAAGUUUUUGAGUCAUCUCAAUAUCCAUUCUUAAGAAUAAACUGAAAACUACAUUUACUGGAAAUAUCCUCUCAGAGAUGAAAUGACACAUGCCAGAACCCUGACCUAUAGGCACGUGACAAAAUUAGGUGAUGUCUAUGAUGCAGUACAGCUAAAAAAAAAAAAAAAAGAAAGAAAACACUAAUUGGAAAUUUACUUCUGCCAAGUCCAAAGCAGAUUAAGAGAAAGCAUCACUGACAUAGCUUCACAAAGCAGGGCACAGAAUUAUAGAAAUAAGCCUUACAAAGUGUUUUAAAACCUAUGGGUUCAUUUGGGUCUCUUAAGGAAAGUGAGUUCUCAAAGUAGUCGAGUGUUUGGAGUUUAUGCAUUACUUUGUGCAUAAUUAUGUAUUUACCUUUUUAGAUGAUGAAAAGCAUGACAAGGCCCAAAUAUCUUUUUCAGUGGAAUAUUAAUAGUGACUAUAACUGACUAAAUGAUUUUCAUCCAGUUGGGUUAGAGAAUUUUGAGAAAAAUGCUGCAGCAAUCACCAGGUGAGCUACUGCUGCCAGCAGCUCAUUUUGAAGCACACAGGGCAACAACAAGAAUUUUACAGCUUGACUUUCUCCCUCACACUGUAACAGAACUGUAACCAGUGACUCCAAUGAGGAUCUCUGGCCUUGCUGUCCCUAGGUUGGGGCUGUGCAUUGUUCUGUGCUUUUGCCCUGAAACAGAAGUCUGGCUUGCAUGUCUCAUUUUGUCUUUAACCUUUAUGGAAGCUUUUGGCUCCUAUCAAAUUUCUGACGACGUUACUGCACGAGAGUGGCAGUGUCAGAGGGGCAUAGAAUGGAUCACAGAGCUAUGUCAGUAGACAUGCUUCCUGUCUGCUUUUCCAGUGACAUUCUGCAUCAGAGACAUAUUUCAUCUAUUUAGCAGCAGAAUCAAGUGAUUGUGUGCUGAGGGCUGUGAAAUAGCAGUUGCACUAUUUUAGAGCAAGGAGUUCUUUUAAACAAGAGUAGCUUAAUUAUGAAAGGGAUUACACAGAGUGAUGGGACUGAGAUAGCAGGAAAUUGGAUUUGCUGAUUUAGGACAUAACUGCUUGAUGUACUCAUGAGAAGGGACAGCGUAGAAAGGCACUUGAAUGCAAAAUUAUUCAUAUCUAAUUCAGGGUGGGGCCACAUACAUAUCAAUCAGCUUUAUUUUAUGGCAGUACAUUGAUGACUAUACAGGAAAGGUGAUGCCACUCUCUUGUUCCAGCUUGACAAUGGUACAAAUUACAGCUAGCAGUAAUUUUCAUUUCUUUGGACGUGUAUGGAGAAGUUCACAAUGGUUAGUUGUGCACUGAAACAGGAUGAAUCUUCAGCCUCUAUACUGACUAGUCUCGGGCUUGUGUUGAAGCACACUGGAGAGGCAAAGAGGAGACCCUUGCUCUAGUCCUGUGCUGUAUAUCCUAGUGAUCUUUUAAUGUUCUUUUUGUAGAAGGCAAGAAUUCCCUCUAAACGUUUUAUAGAGGGACUGCAGAUUUUUUCCUUAUUUAGUCCUUCUCUAUUUAGUUCCAUAGUAAGUAGCAUCUCUUUCUUUCUGUGGAUAAACAUGUUGAUAAAAAUACACAGAUCUUCACUUUGUCCCAUUCUUUUGUUGUUCUGCCAAGUAACAGAGCAGAUGACUUUGUUAUCCAGAGAAUCACUUUGAGGAAUUGAUUGGGUUGCGUGUGAUAAGCUUUCCAGCACAAGUUUGCCAGCAUCAAAGCACAUUUUUUUUUUUCCUGUAAUGUCUUGGGCAGAUGUCAUGGAAAGAUACAGACACCUUUUUGUCAGUACUAAGUGAUAGAUGUCACUUAGUAAACUUUGAGUUGCCCUACAAAAUACUUAUAACUCUAUAAUGCACAAAUUCAUAAUGCAGAUAUUUUUGAACAUUUUGGGUAACAUGAAACUGACUACUGUAAAAAUGCCUGUAUGCUCAAAAAACAUAUUUUUGGGUGCUUGUAUAUACAGUAAAUAAAAUCUUUCAAAGUGUCUAAAUGCUUCUAGAUAUUGAAUGUCUUCUGAAAAGGAAAUGGAACAAUAAAUAUGUUCCUACAUGAUUCAAUCAUGUUUGAAUUGUACUUGAACCUGCUUUAGGCUACAGGUAUCCCUAGGGAAACCAAAAAUAUUGAGGAGAGAAACAGGGACUAAGAAAGCUCAGUGUACAUUAAGAUAGGCUUCAACUAAACCAAAUAAGUUCAAGAAUGGCAGAUCUACCAGGACUUUGCAAAGUAAGUGAAGUCUGACUGUGUUUAAUGUCCUGAUAGUGUUCCUGAAAGAUGCCUGAAAGGGUUUCUCCUGAUUUGGUCACCUCUAAUUCAUAACAAGGCACAUGCAUCUGCAUGCCUUCUCACAGAAAUUUCAUGAGCACCGAAGGAUAAAUAUCAUCACAGACAUUUAAAUGCAUUUACAAGUAGUGUAUAAAUAGGUGUUCCUGCUUCUUUCAAGGUACCUGCAAGACACUGAAUUGUUAGGUGACUUAAGAGCUACUUUCAAUGUUGGGUAUUACAAAGAUUUAAAAACAGACCAAGAAUGUUUCAGACAAUCUUGUUGAGCUUGACAUUGAACUCAAAAUCUGAGUCAUUAGUGAUCAAAAACUUUGAACGCUAACUGUUCAUUUAUCUGUACAACAGAUCGGAGAAUAAAACAAAGGUGAGAAAUAUAUCGUAUUGCAUAAUGCUAUCUUUUAGGGGUAGAUUUGCAACUGGGGUGUGCUAGACACACAACUAAGUGCCUUGCUACACAAGCCCAAUGCAGCAAAACAGAUUGUUCUCACUUAACUUAUAAACCCCUACAUGAUUUAACUGACCACUGGUGAUUCAAUAUAUACUGUUGUAUUAUUGACUGCAGUGUGAUUACUCAUAUAUUUAAUAACUCUGCUGAAUCAGAAUAUAAUUCCAUAAGCUACAUCAUUCUAGUGCCUAAUUUAAGAUCAUAAUUUGUAUCAGCCAAGAGAUUUCUGUUUGUUGAAAGUUUCUUCUCUGUGAAAACAGACAACUACUCUGCUAAUCUCACCUGCCCAGUCACUCUUGGAGAACAUCAAAUUUUCUGUGAGGACACAAGGGUGAUCCUUACGUCCUUAUGCAGAAACACAAGGGGCUGACAACAGAGGGCAUGGUGAUUCAGUGCUUGGCCAUUCUUUUCUAUUAUUUGAAGUGAGAGCAGGAUUAAGAACUCCUGAAUCAUAGCUUUGUUAGAGUCUCAGCACUUCUGUUGUUCAACAGAGGUGUUUUUUGCAGAAUAUCACAUCAUCUCAUCUCUAUGGAUGACAUGCCUAUGAAAUAGGGAGAUAGCAAGAAAGACUAAAGAGUUUUUCCAGAGUCUCAUGCUGCUAAAGAUCACUUCUGGGCACCAUUUGGAAGAUGUUUUAGGGAUGGGUAUGAUAAGAAAGCUGAACAGAGACAGUUCUAGCACCAGAUAGCCAGUCUCCCCUCUGGCUCUUGAGGUCAACAUUGCAGUAAUCCCGUUUAUAAUGAACAUUGUCUGAAGACAAACUGUCCCCAGAAGGACAAUCUCUUACGGACUUUUUAUAAAAAGACUUUCUCUAAUCUCCACUGCCCCUAGACAGCAUGAGGAAUUGACAAAAUGCAUUAUAUUCUGAUAGAUCCUGAGAGAUCUUGCUUGGGGUUCAGUUUCAUCUGGAGCUGUCUGGAAGACAAGGCAGAUAAGUGUCUGAAACUGUUUUAGAGACUCCUGCUUAUGGCUCAUUUUCAGAUUCUUAAAUUUGUACAUGAUAUGCAUUGCUGACCUUGUUACCUUUUCAUUAUCAGGACGCUUUCAUUUAAAUAUCUUUUACUGCAUGCACAAACUCUGUAAGCAGAAUUGUACGCAACCUUAUGAGUACACAUAUAUAUUUACUGGGCAGUGUACACAGUAGGUAGCGAGGACUAAAUUAUUACUACACUGAACAGUAAUAAACGCUUUACCUCCAAAGCUGACAAUCACUAAGUUUUUUCCUAGUCAGACAGUUGUCAAUCAAGUUGGGAGAUGCAGCCUUUGCUUUGCUCAAACACAGAUACCUGGACAACAAGUUGGUCUGAGGAUGAGCUUUCUUAACUGUAAAAUUCCGGGUGGAGCAUUGUGCAUAGGGGAAUGGAGGCCAAGAUGAGGCUAUGGAUUCAGCUUCAGUUUAUGCUGCCCACUCUCUCAAAAAGCAUAGCUAUGCUAUUCAAAAUAUUUGUUCCAAGAUAUGAGAGAAAGCUAAACCUCUAGUUACACGCUGGAAGAAUGCUAUAUAGUUAUUUUUACUGUGCAGCUAUUGAUGUAGCUGCAAGAUCAGUGCAUAGCCAUCAGAGGCAAGAUUCACAUCUAGAUCAAUAAUUUAUAAAUUCAUGCUUUGGUACAAUCUGUUUAGCAAAUUUCAAGAUGCUAGGGUUCAUUGCUUAGGUUCAAUAGUUAGCAUAAUUUUAAUAUUCAAUAGAAAUGAAAAUACUACAUUAGUUGUUGUAGCACCAGUGCUGAAUGUUCCACUUGUUUCUGCAGAAGACACUUUCAUUUAUCUAUCAAAUAAAAAACUCCAAACAAAUUGCAGAAUAUAAUUAUACACAUACAUGAUGAUAGCACAAAUGAUAACUAGCAAAGGUGUUGCUGUACCUAUUAAUCUCUUUUAUCUUUAUGACAAUCUUUGCCUCCCAAAAUCCCUUAGAAUCCUAAUAGUAUUAAAUCUAUUUAUGUGUAUCAAAUAAAGUGGAAGAUAUUGACUGCAGGACUACAUUCACUGGAACAUUCUUAACACUUUAUGUAGGACAGAAAGAAUAAUGAGACAUUGACGUAUUGGUGAAGAAGCCAAUUAAACAAAAUGUAGGAGUUCAUUAUUUGUUCUGAUGACCCAUGGAGUUGAACUAAAUGAUAAACUAGGUUGGAACUGUAUCUCUGCUGUCCAUGAACACUACAAAUGUUCUUCCAGAACUAUGGAAGAACUAAUACAAAAAACAGUGAAGUAUAAAUUAUAUAAUUUAUUAUGGAUGGUAAACGAACAGGUUGAUACUUUCUUUUAUAUGGCUUCUCCAUGGAAACUAGAUGUGAAUAUAGAUUUUUCAGAGCCAUAAUAGCAUACAUUAGGCUUAGAGCAGUGCUAAGAGACAGCACAUUACACUAUGCCCUUCAUACACAUGGACAGUUUUAGAAAAACUCUCUCAGCUCUUUUUCCAUGAAGACAAUAGCAGUAAUUGCUUGAGACUGAAGCAUUUUUAGCUUGUUUCUGCUAUAGCUUUUAGAUGGUUGCUUUUUUCAGCUUAGUAAAUAAAGAACUUGUGAUGAUUAGGUCAGUUCAAGGGAUAAAGUUAUCCUGGCAUAAUUAGCAUCUUAAGAUGUGCCUUCCAGCCUGACUGACGUGGGUUUUUCUAUACCCUGAGAUGAUAUGUCUGCUUUCACAAGCUUCCAGACAGUGCAAUCGUAGCAAUGUUCACUGGGAAACACAAAAAGAAUGUGGCCACGUGCACAGUCUAGAACCAGGAUAUUGUACUAUACAAAGGGAAAAGGAUCCAUGAAAAUUAGAGAAGCACAGAUGUUAUUGUAUAUACCACAUGAAAGUUUCCAAUCAUACUGUUACAAAUGUACCAAUGGACUAAAUUCUCUAGUACUUUGGGGGGGAAGCGUAUUGGAAUUAGUAUGGGAAGUAGAUAGGAAGGCAAAUGGAGUUCUAACAGCUUGGCUGCAUCUGGAGAUGUGCUCCUAGCCAUUAGUGUUGUUACUUCCUUGGAUUGCCUGAGGUCCUAAUGAAUUUUCAGCCAAACUCCAGGAAGUGCGUGUCAACAUUGAAUUACAGUAAGAUGACAUACUCAAGCAUGUUUGCUAUCAGUCCUUCCUUCUAACUUUUGAGCUCCACUGCCUCAGUAUUGUAUUGGUUUUAAUUUUAGCAGGUAAUCUGAAGAGAUUCUGGAGGUUAUUUCCAUUUUUGCAUUCCUUUUGUACAGGUAGAGGCAAAGGGACUUCCAGAAGAUAUGAUAUAGUAUAAGUGACAGCCCUGAAAGCAUGGGGAAAAUGUAAAGAGGCAGCUUUGAAAAAUUGUUCUUAAUAUCUGUUUAGAUGAUUAGAUAUUAGCUUAGAGAAACUUAUGUAUGUCAGAAUAUCAUAAAAAAAUAAAGUGGCUUUUCAAAGUAGCUUUAAAAGAAAUCUGGUUUUGUAUCAACAAGUCGAUUUCUGUAGAAAACCUCAAAACUCUGUGAAGUAAAGAAUCAGCUGAAAAUCAGUGGAAAGCUGAGUCUGAAGGCUGUGGCAUCUUGAAGACACACAUUCUUGACAUAUACAGAAGUUCUUUUAUAUUUACAGAGAAAAGGAAUGGGCUGGGUCAGCUGCAGGAGGAGGAACAUAUUUUUGGUGAUGAAAGUAUCAUCUGAUCCUUGACUGAAGGUUGAAGAUCAUAAUAGUACUGGUAGGAAUAGGACAUACUUCAGAUAGCUUGUUAAAAACAAAGAAUACCCAACAUGACCAAACCAGAAACUGUUCUGCCCCUUGACAAGCUCUGUAUUGUCAUAUGAUUUUCUGGGUUUUAAAGUGAAUGAAAUCAUUUAAACAAUUUAGGUGAAGCAUUACAAGGAGAUUGCUUUGAAAGAUAACCAGGCAUAUUAAAGCUUCUGUUAAAGCAUGCGUAGUCACAGAUCUUCCUUAGGAAUAAGUGCAGAAUACAUGUGUCUGAUAUUGAGAGGCGGAUGACAAAAACAUCAUAUCCAUGCUAAAGAGUGAGUAGGAAUUUGGACUGACGUUUCUAGGACAGCUGCAUACCAGGAACCAGAUGGACAGGAAGCAGUAGUUCUAGCACAUACCACAGAGCAUAAACACCUGGAGAAUAAAAUAUCUAUCCCAAACUGCUUCGGAGUCUUUGAAGGAAGCUGAGAUUGCACUCUGAGGUGAGGGAGCAGAUGGUAUGCAGACACAGAACUAACCUACUAACAAUAAGAGUUUUCCUAGGCCUCAUGAUAGACAAGGGAAAAACACACUUUGGAGUGCCACUGGAGUCAGUGGCAAUCCUGCAUGCAUUUGCUCAUCAUGAUAUCCACUGCGAAGUUUUGAUUAUGCAUGUCUGUGUUAACAUGUCAGGACACACUAAUACAAGAGGUGGAAGACUGGCUGGGAGUCAUGGGCAUAAUACAAAUGUUUUGGUGAUUUUGAAAACUGAUUUUGACAAUUGUUAACCCACACAGAGUCACACAGCAAAGGCACCUGAAACAGGAGGGACUUGUACGUACAAAUGUUGUACAAGUGGGCAUAUUUGUUAGUAUAAUUUACUUCUUGUAGGAGUUUACUCCCUUUAAUGACCCUGCUCCAAGUAUACACAUUUCUGACCUGAGAACAAGGCUCAAGACAGGUGGGAGCGGCAAUGAGGACUCCCCAUGUGAACCUCUCACGGUCUGGCAACUGAAGAGAGAAGCACACUUCUUCUGAAUGUAUCUGUUGUAGGAAGCAAGUCAAGAGUUAUUAAGUGCAAAAUAUUUGUCUGUGUUUUAUUCACAUUUCUGAGUCUGCAAAACUGACUCUGGCUAAAGGUAUGA